UAGCAUCCCUGUCUGUAAAAUGAGGGUAGUGACUACUUCAUAGGGUAUGAGGCCAAUGGGACUUUCUGCCAAUAGAAACCAAUAAAGAGAAACUUCAGCUGUGAUGUUCGAACAUCCUCUGCUGCUGAAGGAACUGUUAACAGCUAAAGCCAAGUAAAUUUAGAAAAGGGGCAAAUCCAACGAGAACCCGAAGAUCCAAGCCAGUUUUCUGGAAGAAGCUUGGCGCGCAGAGGCUGCUGGUCCUGGGAGGAAGGACGUGAAUCCCGGCAGAUUCCUAGGAGGAGACGCACCGCUACACCCACAGAACCGGUGGGCAGAGAGGAGAGCCACCAGCCCCUAGCGUCGCUGUCCCUUCUCCACUCCGGCACCCGGAACCUUGCACGCCCGGAACCUCGGUGGCGGAACACGGGCGUCACGGACCUUGAAAGCGAUGGAGCAGGCGCGCGGGCCGGGGGCCGAGGCUGACGCCCCAGAGGAGGAGGAGGGGGAGGCGCGGGCGGCCAUGGCGGCCGUGGUGUCUGCUGCGGGUGGAGCGUGCCCCGCAGUCCUGCAGGUGGCCGGCCUCUACCGGGGUCUUUGUGCAGUGCGCAGCCGCGCCCUGGGGUUGGGGCUCGUGUCACCAGCGCAGCUGCGCGUGUUCCCGGUACGCCGGGGCUCCGGCCCGCCCUCUGGGGGAGCAGACGGCAGCGGGGUCAGCGAGUUGGAAGCUAACCCCUUCUACGACCGCUACCGGGACAAGAUCCAGCAGCUGCGCAGGUCCGACCCAGCUGCCUUUGAGUCCCGUCUGGAGAAACGCAGUGAGUUUCGGAAGCAACCAGUGGGACACUCCAAACAAAGUGAUUUUAUCAGAUGUGUGGAGCAGAAGACAGAUGCCUCAGGGAAACAGCCUGUGAGCAAAGGAUUCACUAAGGACAAGACUCUCAGUUCAAUCUUUAACAUUGAGAUGGUGAAAGACAAAACUGCAGAGGAAAUAAAACAGAUUUGGCAGCAGUAUUUUUCAGCAAAAGAUACGGUCUACGCAGUUAUUCCUAAAGAGAAGUUUGAUUUGAUCUGGAACCGGGCUCAGUCCUGCCCAACAUUCCUUUGUGCACUACCAAGAAGAGAUGGUUAUGAGUUCUUCGUUGGACAGUGGACGGGUACUGAACUCCACUUCACUGCUCUUAUAAAUAUUCAGACCCGAGGGGAUGCAGCAGCCAGCCAGCUGAUUUUAUAUCACUAUCCUGAACUUAAGGAAGAAAAGGGCAUAGUGCUGAUGACAGCUGAAAUGGAUUCCACAUUUCUGGAACAUUCACCAUUGGAUUUCCUUCUCUCCUUUUCCAUUCCCAGUUGUGUUGCUAGGGAGACCAUCAACUAAUGAUGCCCAUUGUGUUUCUCUAUGAGUCCGGGUACCAGAGACAGUUUUAUGUCUAUCUAAUGCUUGCUUGUUUCCAUUUCAUUUGUCUGACAGAGAUUGUUUAGAAUGCCUUCAGAAGACUGGGCAUUUCAAAGCCUCUUCCUCCAUUCCAACACCCACUUGUAUUUCUUCUUCAUCUUUACCAGAUAUAUAGCAAGAAAGGGAUGAUUUCAGCCAGCUACUGUCUCACAGUAACAGUAGACUCCAGACCUGGAGCACAGUGGGGUCUCUGUCUCCCUGACUGUUAUUCCUAAACUACUCAGUUUUAUUUCCCCCAUUUUUCCUUCCUCCUAAACUGUUUUUGUAUCACAGUCAGCUGGAAGUCACUGAUCCAGAAUCUUAUUUAUAAAUAUGUAUUUACCGUUAAUUGAGAUAAGACUGCAGAAAAAAAUAGUUUUGAGAAGACCUCAGUUUUAGACUGUUAAAUCUGAGAUGCCUAUUAGUUAUCUAUGUAGUGUGUACAGUUAGAUACCUGAGCCUGGUGUUUGGAAAAGUGACCCAGGUCUAGUAUGUGGGUUGUUUUUAAAACUGUGGAUUGAAUGAAAUACCAAGAAAAUAAAUGAGGAUGUAAAAGAGAAAAGAUAUAAGAACUAAGUCCUUGACAGAUGAAGAAAUAUCAGAAAAUUAAAAAAAAACAGUUGUAAUAUGAGUGAGAUUAAGAUGGUAGACCGCCUGGAAAUAAAGAUAAAGUGUUGUAAAAGCAAAAGGGAGUGUCUAGUUGGUCACUCUAACCUGCUUAUAGGGCAAAUGAAAUAAAAACUGAAAGUGUACUAGAUUUUAUAGACAUGAAACUAUUUGGUGACCUUUAUAAGAACAGUUUCAGGGGAAUGGUAUCACUAUAAAUAAACAUAAUUAAAUUUAAGAAUGAUGGGAAGAAAAAUUAGGAAGGAUAUACAUUAAUGCUUUCAGGGGAAAGAAAGAAUAGUGUUGGAUGGAGGAAAGAAGUGGGAACAAGAAUGUCUUUUAUUUUAAAUAUCGAAUAAAUAUAUGGAAAAUAUGGUAGGGAAAAAUAUUAGUCAUAUAGAAAAAGGAGUAAUAUUCUGGAUAGACAAGUCUGGAAAUGAGUGUUUAAUCUUUGCCUAGAGUAUAUUAACUAAGAGAAGUCAGGAUAUGAGGGCGUGGAUGUGGAAGGUUAGAUGAAUGGUUAGUGGCAGCUUGUGGAAGUUCUUGCCAGAUUAUUAUAUAUAUAGAGAGAGAGAAAGAAAGAAAGGCCUUCAGCUUAGAGUAAACAUGUAAGAACAGAGUUAGAUAUUUGAGUCAAAAAGAGAUAGUAUGCCGGCCAUGGUGAUACAAACCUUUAAUCCCAGCACUUAGGAGGCAGAGGCAGGUGGAUCUGAAUAUCAAGAUCCAGGACAACCAAGAACUACAUAAAGAAUCCCUGUCUCAAGUCAAAAAGAAAAGGGAAGUUUUAUUUACAUAUUACUUAAGAUUGCUUUAGUUCUGCAACAGAGUUGAGUAGUUUGAACUUAUGGCCCCCAGAGCCUAAAAUGUUUACUGUUUACAGAAAGUGUUUAUAAACCACAGUCUAGGGAAUGGAAAAGAGAAUUUGUGUAAAUACAUACACGGAGAGGAUGUCAGAUUUGACUGGCUCAGCCAUGUGGUGUAAUGAUGUAAUUGAGGGGCAAAGAAGCUUAGAAUGAAUACAAAAAGAAGCUUGCUUACACUUGUUGACCGGAGAGUAAGGCUGGAUAAGGGAGAAGUGAGAAGACAGAUACACUAAGAACUGUGGACUUCAGCUGCAGGCUGUUAAGAGUUUGCAGUGAACUAGGAAGGUAAAAAAUAAUAGACAAAGUGCAAGUGUUUCAGACUGAGAUUUGGGGAAGAUAUCGUUAUUUAUGGCAAAGAAACAGAAAUAGGACUUACAGACUGUUCUAUAUUUUUUGGUCUUCAGCAAAACAUGGUGUCUGACCAUGUUUCAGUGAAUUCUAGAGGUCAGAGGAAAGAAACUUUUUCUUGGUUCUGUUUCUAUCACUUCGCUCUGGUAGGUUCAAACUGGUGCAAUUUUAGCAUCAUUAAGGUUUUGGAGGAUGGGAUUUUUGUUUUUUAGCCUUUUUUUCUGGAUUUAUAACAUUUGACAACAUAUCAGACAAUAUUCAUUUACCUUGUACAAACCACAUUGACUGUGAGAUCCCUCUGCACUUGGCUCAGCAGAUAAAGCACCCAUCACCAACCCUAAUGACCUGAGUUCAGUCUCCCAGGACCCACAUGGUCGAAGAAAAGAACUAACUCUUGGAACUUGUUCCUGACCUUCAAUGGAUAAACCAUGGCAUACCUGCUAAUAUAUACACAUAAUAAAAUGCAAUUUUCAAAGAUUUA
This is a messenger RNA of Myodes glareolus (Bank vole), 3709 nucleotides long. It is a transcript of the gene Atpaf1, whose product is annotated as ATP synthase mitochondrial F1 complex assembly factor 1. Gene Ontology annotation, biological process: mitochondrial proton-transporting ATP synthase complex assembly. Gene Ontology annotation, cellular component: mitochondrion. The record is from RefSeq and is a predicted model, not a curated record. NCBI's taxonomy places the organism in Eukaryota, Metazoa, Chordata, Mammalia, Rodentia, Cricetidae.